Messenger RNA from Pimephales promelas (fathead minnow), 571 nucleotides. It is a transcript of the gene meig1, whose product is annotated as meiosis/spermiogenesis associated 1. Gene Ontology annotation, cellular component: nucleus. The record is from RefSeq and is a predicted model, not a curated record. NCBI's taxonomy places the organism in Eukaryota, Metazoa, Chordata, Actinopteri, Cypriniformes, Leuciscidae.
UUCUAUUGGCCAUUUUACACUCAUGCUAAGUUGCUAGGAAACAAUGAUGCGCAACAUCGCUCACCAAACAAACACGUUGACAAUUCAGCUUUUUAUCUCACACGUCAAUAAAAUACACAGAAAUAAUGUCCUGCCCAGUUUUACUGGAUAACAAGGCCAAGCCGAAGUCCAUGAGCCGCGCGAAGCAGUGGACAGGUGAGGUGGAGAACCUGUACCGCUUUCAGCAGGCGGGGUACAGAGACGAGCUCGAGUACCGACAGAUUCAACAAGUCGAGAUUGACCGUUGGCCAGACAGUGGGUUUGUGAAGAAGCUUCAGCGUCGAGAUAAUACAUACUAUUACUACAACAGAAAGCGGGAGUGUGAAGACCGAGAGGUCCAUAAAGUGAAGGUGUAUGCGUACUGACCCGACCCCAUCAGCGCUUAUGCCAUUUUCAUUGUUUUUAUUUUUUCAUUUUUAAAUCAUGUCUUUAGAAAACUCAUGGUCAGAGAUGUCUUGCUGUUUUCUUAAUGUAAGUGUCUGAAUGAAAAAAAAAAGAUCUAAAUAAACAUUUUACAUGUAAACAAACAAUA